This is a messenger RNA of Arvicanthis niloticus (Nile rat), 6564 nucleotides long. NCBI's taxonomy places the organism in Eukaryota, Metazoa, Chordata, Mammalia, Rodentia, Muridae. The record is from RefSeq and is a predicted model, not a curated record.
AUGAAGAAGAUAUUGGCUCAUGGAGUUAAGGAAAAGACGCCAAUGGGUUUCUGCGAUGUCCCACAAAAAAAUCUAUUGGACUUUCUACGUGAUAUGAAAAACAUUUCUGUUCCAAACGAACCCAGAUACAAACCUCUCAGAAAGAUCCACCAGGCUGCAAGCGAGGGUGAUACAGAGAGACUACAGAGAAUGAUAAGUCUUGGGAAACACAGUGUAUAUGACAGAGACAUUAAGCAAAGGACUGCUCUGCAUUUUGCCUGUGCCUAUGGCCAGGUAGAAGUAGUAAGUGUUCUCUUGAGAAAUAAUUGUGAUAUUGAUGCAGUGGACAGGAACUCCAUCACACCUCUGAUGAAGGCUGUUCAAAACUGGAAAUAUGAAUGUGUAUGUACAUUGUUGAAACAUGGUGCUGAUCCAAACCAUAUGGACAAAAAUGGCAAUAAUUCUCUCCACUACGCUGUGUCUGAAGAUAACCAGACACUGGCUAAAUGCUUGCUUAAAUACAGUGCAAACAUGGAACAAAAGAACAAGGAUGGCUUUACACCACUUUUAUUGGCUCUCAAGGAAAACAAAAUAGAGAUGGCAAAGUUUUUAGUAAAGAAUGGGGCAAAUAUACAUGUAUUUGAUAAGAUGAAAAGAAACACACUCUUAUAUGCCAUUAGAUGGGACUCAAAAGAUAUGGUCAAUCUACUUUUGGAUGAAGGCAUUGACUUUUUCUUUAAAGAUGUAUUUGGAUGGACUGCUUUACGGUAUGCUAUUGAAGGCACAAGUAAAGGUAGUCGAGGGAUUCUCAUGAACUAUGAUGAAAAGUUAUGUAGAAAACAUAAAGAUGGCACUCCAGGAUACAGGAAUUUUGUAGAGAAUUCAUUAGACACGCACCCCAAUGAUUCUACUUCUGGAUCCACCUUGCCUAAAUCAAGUGAGACUGCAUGUGAUUUUGAUGAUGAGUCGGAUAUUCCUAAGUAUGUUCUCACUACAUGUCCUAGUAACAUACAUGGGGCUGGACAUCAAGGAGACAAAAGUGAAACAAAUGUUCAAGUUUGGACUAAUCCUACCUUGAAGUCUUCCACUAAAGGGAAAGAGCCCAUUCUGAAUGAAGUAGGAACGAUGACAGAACCACAUCAUUUCAUAAUAGAAUCACACUUAGAAAUUGAGUCACUGAAGGAAACGUUUUCAUAUGACAAUGAAGAUAAACAGUCAGUGAGUGAUGAUGGACAUUUUUCCGGAACAACACCUGAAUGGUGUCAAAAUGAUACAAAUAGACAAACUACAGCUCAAGAUUGCAUGUAUCCCAACUUGAAGUCUUCCACUGAAGGGAAAAUACGUAUUCUCAGUGAAGCAAGAAAAACGACUGAAUCACUUCAUUUCACAAUAGAAUCAGAUUUGAAAAUUGAAUCUCUGGAGGAAACUCUGUCAUGUGACAAUGAAGACAAACAACUACUGUAUCUUCCACAAAUAGAUGAUAGCAAUUUUUCUGGAGCAGCUAGUGAAGGACCAGAAAAUAACUUAGAGGGACAGCUGAAAGAAUCUGCAAAGAAAUAUCCAUACCUGAAGACAGCCAAUGAAACAAAUGACCUCAUUCAAAAUAAAUGUUCAGAAAAUAAGGAUGAAGAAACAUUAAACUCAGAACUAACUAUAACAUCUACAUCAGAAGAACAAAAAUGCCCUGAUGCCAGAGAAAAAGAACAACAGAUGCAAACCAGACCAAUGGAUAUUGUUUAUUUAGUCACUGUCAAAAAUCAAAGAGAAGAAAAUAUGGGAAUUAGUCAAGACAAAGACUCUCCGGAGAAACAUCCUGAACCUCAGUGUAGCACUGAAAAAACAUAUUUCAUUGCACAAGAAGAAUCAGAUACAAAUCAGGAGGACACAUUACAUGCAGAACAAGUUGUUGAACUGACAUCAGAAGAAGAAUCAAAAAUGGAAGACAGCAAUGACAACAAGCAGUGCUUGAACAUCUUUAAGCAACUUCGACCAAAGCGAAUUGGCUCUUUAUUAAAAAGUGAAGAGAAUACAAUAACAGCUGAAGAGAAAGAGAUUCUUAAAGAAUAUUGUCAACUGAAGUCUCCCACUGAAGAGCAAGAGUCUAUGCUAAAUGAUUCAUCAGCAAAGAAGAAUACAAAAUCAUUACAAACAGAAUCAAUGUUAAUAACUGAGAAGGGACAAAAGUUUCAAUUGGACAGUGAAAACAACAACCAAAAGCAUAUAUUUAAGCAAUCCCAACCAAAAAUGACUUCACAUUUAUCUGUGCCAGAAGGUCAAAGUGAUGAAAGUACAAUAAAUGGCCAAGUGAAAGGUUCAAUUAAUUAUAUGGAUUCACCACAAGAACACGAUGUAAAAUCAAGAUUAGAGGAAGAACAAAAUAGCCAUGGUAAUGGUGAAAAAUCACAGCAUGAGCACAUGUUUAAGCUUCCUUGGCCUAAGGGUGUUGCACAUGUAUACUUUGAUUCUCCUACACAAUAUUCUCAAUGUAAGGCUAGCAAUGAAAGGAACGAAUAUGAUUCAGAUAGUAGUUCAUCAUUGAUGUAUGGAGAAACUUUCUCUGUAGAGGCAACUUUAAAAUUGAAAACAAUGGAAAAUCUUGAUGGCAAUGAAACUAGUCAAUCAUCUUUAUCAUUAGGAUUAACUUCAACACCAACAAAUAUUCUAAGUGAAGGAGGAAAAGGUUUUCAAAAGAAAUUUCUUGAAUGGAAGCCUCUCACAGCUGAAUUCUGUGAUUCUGACUCAACAGAGGCAUCAGCCAUGAUACAUGGACAAGGAUUCCAACCAGAUGUAGACAUAAAACUGGAAACAGAGAGCCAGGAUUAUCUUGAUAGCAGUGAAAGUACUCAGUUAUCUAACAUCACAUCUCUUCAGUCUAAGUGCAUUCCUCAUUUAUCAGUUGGAAUAAUUUCAAGAUCCACGAGUCUUCUAACCGAAGGAGAGAAAGGUUUUUGUAUUAACUAUCCUGAACAAGAGUCUUCCACUGAAGACACCGAUGUUUCAACUAAAGAAUCAGUAGUGAAGUAUAGACAAGAAUUCCCAGCAGGUUCACAUAGCUCCCUAAAACUGCUUUCUAGGAAUCCAGAUGUAAAAUUCAAUAAAUAUCCCAUUUCAAAGCCCAACCAGAAAACUCCAUCAACUGAAAGAGAGGAUUCUGUUCCACCUGAGUCAUCACUGUUGAAGUGGGAACACCCAUCAGAAGUGGACAUUCAAAUGAAAGCAAAUGGCAACCUUAGAAAUCUUGAUGGAAGUGAAAGUUCUCAGUCAUCUAAUACCGUGCCAGAUCUUCCCCUGUGCCGCGUACUUCCUUCAUCAGUACCCAUGAAUCUUCUAAAUGAAGGAGGAAAAGAAACCCAAUUAAAAGAUAAAUCAGUGAAAAAUCAGAAGAAUCUUGAGAGCAAUACCAAUACUGCACCAUCUGGUAGCAUUAUGCGUCUUCCACCCAGGUAUAAUCCUCACGCAUCAAUGAGAAUAAGUCCAAGGUUCACAAAUCUUCCUAAUGCAAGAGAAGAAGAAGACUUACAAGCUAAAUUGGAGGAAAAUCAAAGAAAUAUUGAUGGCAGUGAAAGCAUUCAAUCAUCUGAUAAUGUGAAGCACCUUCAACCUAGGCGAAUUCGUCAUUUAUUGAUGGGGCUAAUUCCAAGACCCGUGAAUAUUCUAAGCAGACGGGGGAAAGACUCUCACAAGAAAUGUACUCCACAUAAGGAUCCCACUGAAAUAAAAGUGUUUGAUCCAAAUGCAAAAUUGGAAAGACAGGAAAUAAAAACAUUCACAUCAGUGAUGUUAGAAGAUAAUCAAGACCUGUGUUAUGGCAGCAGAAAUAACCAGCUAUUGGUUGAAGCAACCAGGAAGAAACAUACAAGCAAUGGAACAGAAGAUGCGACUCAGUCCUAUGGCUGUGCAUUAGCUGCUAAUGCUCAUUAUGUCUCUACUGCUUCUGUUGUUGCUGGUAUUGUUGCAGCAGUUGUUGUUGAUGCAGAUCCUCCGACUGCUGCAGUUGCUUCUUAUGCUGCUAGGGCUGCAGUUGUCGCUGCUGCUGCUCCUGCUGCUGCUGCGGUCGCUUCUGCCACUGCAGCUCUUGAUGCUCUUGCUGCUGUUGCUCCUGGGGCUGUAUCCGUUGCUACUGUGACUGCAGCUACUGCGACUGCAGCCACUGCUGCUACUGUUCCUGCUGCAGCUGCUGCCGCCCCAGAUGCUGACCCUGCUGUGGUUGCUGCUGCUGCUGCUGCGGCUGCUGCUGCAAUUACAGUGACUUCGGUGGCUGCUGCUUCUCUCGCUGUUUCUGUUGCUUCUGUUGCUGCGGUGGUUGCUGUUGCUGUCACUGCAGCAGCUGGUUCCGAUGCUCCCACUGCUGCUCCUGCUGCUGCUGCUGUUGCUGCUGCUACUGGUCCUGCAACAGCUGCUGCUCUCCUGGCUUCUGUUGCUGUUGCUUCUGUCACUCCUUGUGUUCCUCCUGCUGCUCCAAUGUCAGCUUUAGCCCCUUCUACUGUGGCUGCUGCUACUGCUGCUGCUGUUGCGGUUGUUACUCAUACUGCUGCUUCACCUGCUGUAGCUGCUGCUGCAGCUGCAGCUGCAGCAGCUGCUGUUGCUGUUGCUGUUGCUGUUCCUACUCCUACAGAUGUUACUGCUGCUAUUGCAGCUGUAGCUUCUUCGGAUAUUCCUACUGCUGCACCCGUUGCUGUUGCUGCUACUGCUGCUACUCCUGCUGCUACAAACCGAAGACUCAGUCUACAAAGAAAGUAUGUGGAGGAGGGAAAGCAGCAAUUUCCUGUUGAGGAGGCUGAGGAGCAAGAUGGGAUCAAAAAGUCAAUAUCUACAGAAAAAAAUAAGCCAGUAAAAGACAGACAUGAUCUGAAUACCUUGACUCCAGUAACUGAAUCAUGCUCAUCAGAAUAUCUUGGUAGUCCCUUAAAAUGUACACCUGAAUUUGAUUCAUAUAAAGAGUUAUUAGAGCUUAAAGAAAUCAAUGUUCAAAUACUCACAGAAAAAACUAAAGUGGAAAAUGAGUUAUCUGAAGUAAAAGAAGAGAACUCACAGUUAGAGAAAAAAAUUAUAAAAAAGAAUGAAAGAAUCUGUAUUCUGAGAUCAAUCAUAAGAAAACAAGUGGAGAAACAAAGAAAUGUAAUUUGUGCUUAUAAUGAAGUUAUAGAGGAACUGAGAGAUAAAGAAGAGAUGAUUCAGAGAAGAGGAGAACAAUACAAAAGACAAGUUACAGAGACACAAGAGCUUGAAAUAUGUCUGAAGACAAGAGAUGUGGAGUUGAAGCAGCUACAAAAAGAAAAAGAACAUGCACAGAAGAUGGAAGAUCACCUAGAAAUAUUGGAACUAGAAAAUACCUCAUUAAUAGCAACAGUAAAGAAGCAGAAGGAGGAAAUUGAACAUCUGCAGAGACACGUGCAAAAGCCACACAAAAACUUGGCACAGAGACCCAAUGUUACAGAGACAGCUGUUCAGGAAAAUCAGGACACAUGGAAUAACCACAAUACAGUAAUAACUGAGAUGGAAAACAUAAUCAAAAGUCUGAAAUCCGAAGUCUCCAGUGUUAAAACUUCCAAAGAGUUCAGCAAAAAAGAACUGGAAAAGUAUAAGCGAUUCUAUCUAGAAGAACUAAGAAAUAAAAACUUCUUGUUACAGGAACUAAACAGGACUAAUGAGAGUCGAGAACAAUCCCAUACAGAACUGCACAUGAAAUUUCAGCAAAAUAUUUCUGCAUCAAACACUCUGAAUACAAGGGUUGUUCAUGAGUGUUCUUGUGUUGAAAAAAACCACGAACUGGAAAACAAAGAUUUCCUUCCAGCAGAAAACUUGGUGUUGCCUUCCUCAAACACAGAAUCAACUCAUGUCUGCCUGGCAGACUAUCCAUGGAUGUCUGAAGAUGACAUGCGAGAUCUAAGCAAAGGACUCAGUGACUUAAAACAAUCUAUUCAACUUAGUUUGGAGACUCAGAAGAAACAAAAUCAUGAAGUAGAAAAAGAACUAGCUGGAAUUGGGAAAUCCUUUAAGAUAACAAAUCAUAAACAAGAAAUCAGAGACUGUGAUUCUCAAGGAGAUUUUGAAACCUGCCAAUCUGGAAUGAGUACUCCAGCUACAUUGCCAGGAUGCUUGGAACAAGCAACAAGUAAACCACAUUCAGAAUUCUUAAAGGAGAGCUAUACAACUUCAACAAUAAAUGCAAUGGAAACCAAAAUUAGAAGCCUUAAAUCUACACUCUCUAAGCUGAAAGUUAGCAGAGCAUUACGUGUAUUAGAACUGGAACGCUAUAAGUACCUCUAUUAUGAAGAAUUAAGCAUUAGAAAAUCUUUCCAAUAUUACUUAAACAAGAGUAAUGAAAAUUCAGAGACAAAUAGGUCAAAGCUGCACAUGGAAACACAGUACAUCAGCUCUGCAGUAAAUACACAAAGCACGAGCCCUUUGACAGAGUGCUCUUCUACUGGCUGUUUUGAUAGCAUCCCAGCUGGGAAAAAGUGUUCUUCUGAGAGAAAACCAAACAAGAUCUUCCUCAAACUCUCAACCAUCAACAAGUGGCCUGGAAGACUGCCUAAAAAUGAUGCAACAUGUGUCCCAGUAGAAAUAUGGAGAAGCAAAUAA